AGUCUGUGCAGCUCAACAGCUCCCGGGCGGACUGCUGGGUGCUGGGUUAGGCCCCGGCCAGCGUGGCCGCAGCGCCAAGCGCUCCGUCCAGUCCGCCUCCAUCUGUCAACUGCGAUGAGAUGUUGAGGGGGAAACAAGCGGUCGUCCUAGUUUUUCCUCGGUCAUCCUAUUCGAGUGGUCCCGUGAGCUCCACCAUGGCUCGCGGCUGCGUCUGCUGCGUCAAGUACAUGCUCUUCCUCUUCAACCUGCUCUUUUGGCUGGGCGGGUGCGGCCUGCUGGGCGUAGGCGUGUGGCUGUCGGUGUCGCAGGGCGACUUCGCCACGCUGUCGCCGUCCUUCCCGUCGCCGUCGGCCGCCAACCUCGUGGUCACGCUGGGCGCCGUCGUCAUGGUGACGGGCUUCCUGGGGUGCUUGGGCGCCAUCAAGGAGAACAAGUGCCUCCUCCUCAGCUUUUUCAUCGUCCUGUUGAUCAUCCUGCUGGCCGAGCUCAUCCUCCUCAUCCUCUUCUUCGUCUACACCGACAAGGUGGGCGAGAACGCCAGACGGGAUCUGAAAGACGGGCUGGUCUUGUACAACACGGACAACAACGCCGGCCUGAGGGACGCCUGGAACGCCAUCCAGGAGGAGUGGCGCUGCUGCGGCGUGACGAGUUCCAGCGACUGGCACGCGGCGCUCCAGGUCAACGGCGUUCCCGACAGCUGCUGCCAGCUCGUCCGCUUGGGGUGCGGGCGCAACGCUUCCGACACCUUGUGGACGCGGGGCUGCUACGAGAAGGUGGAGGAGUGGCUGGACGACAACAAGCACCUGCUGGGCACCGUCGCCAUGUGCGUGCUGGUCAUUCAGCUCCUCGGCAUGGCCUUCUCCAUGACGCUGUACCAGCAGAUCCACCGCGCCGGCAAGAAGUACCGAGCCUGAGCCGGUACAUUCUACGUUCGCCGGACAGCGUAGCCGCACCUCAAUAUUUACAAACGUACGUUACUCCUUUUUGUUUGCAAUAACACUGCAUUCAUUUAUUAACGAGUAAUCACUUUUAUACCCAAAAUAUUUCUUACCAGUGUUAAGUCUCCUGACAUGUUCAAUAAAAGCAUACAGUCUA
Messenger RNA from Phyllopteryx taeniolatus (common seadragon), 1095 nucleotides. Its product is annotated as tetraspanin-9-like. Gene Ontology annotation, cellular component: membrane. Lineage: Eukaryota; Metazoa; Chordata; Actinopteri; Syngnathiformes; Syngnathidae. The transcript is spliced from 9 exons. The record is from RefSeq and is a predicted model, not a curated record. Bases 120 to 914 code for a protein of 264 amino acids.